This is a messenger RNA of Phycomyces blakesleeanus NRRL 1555(-), 1170 nucleotides long. RefSeq lists its product as hypothetical. The transcript is spliced from 8 exons. NCBI's taxonomy places the organism in Eukaryota, Fungi, Mucoromycota, Mucoromycetes, Mucorales, Phycomycetaceae. The record is from RefSeq and is a predicted model, not a curated record. Gene Ontology annotation, molecular function: ubiquitin protein ligase activity. Gene Ontology annotation, biological process: protein ubiquitination; ubiquitin-dependent protein catabolic process. Gene Ontology annotation, cellular component: cytosol; ubiquitin ligase complex. Bases 1 to 1170 code for a protein of 389 amino acids.
AUGCGUAGUGACAUUCUAGUAUAUUCAUCCGUUUCAUUUAUCACAUUCAUCGUAGCAUUCGUCGUUUCAUUGCGUUCAUUUAUUGAAUCUGACACAUGGAAUACGGUGAAUGAAUGUUAUUCGACUGCUGAUAUUGACACUAUGAAUGUCGUUGUACGGCUGCUCCGAGAAUCCGAUCAACCUCCCUUUCGACUAUUCGGACAGCCUGAUACUGUAGUUUGUAGCAGUUAUCUGUCAGCUUUUUUCGGCUAUAUUGAGACACAGAAACUUCAUGUAAAUAUGGCAGUGUGUGUGUCGAUUAUUCUUGGAAGAGCAAUAAUUGCUUUAUUUUUUGAUGAUCUGUGGCCAACCGAGAGCCAGCACAUAUAUGAUCGAAUGUUGAAUUUUCUUUUAUUCAAAAUCAUCUUCAUUGGUGCUGUCAUGGACCCUGUCUGGAGGCACAUCCUGAGGCUGUCAAUGUGGGUUGGAGUAUUGGGAUUUAUGCGAAUCUUUAGUUUAUUGAGUAGAGACAGAUUUGACAAUCUCACUACAUUGGCUUAUACUUCUCCAGUACAAUACUACAAGAUUGCUGGUCUGCUGAGCGUCCUUUUUGCAUGCAGUAUUGCAUGGUAUUUAGGCUGCUUUGUAUUUUUCCCUGCAUCAAUUACCUUUCUUACGCUCGAGUUCUUACCGGUCGUUCUUGACACAGUACAGGUCAUGACGAAAUAUUUUGCCCAUUUGCUGGAUCAAUGGCGUGAAAAUGGCUUUGAAAGCAAGAGAAUCAUCAGUUACUACACAGAACUUGCAGCCGAUGUAUUGAUCCUAGGCUGUACUCUGUUACAAUACCUUCAACUGCUGUGGAUGCAUGGGAUUUCGUUUGGCUUGGUUGAUAUCGUACUUUUGCUGAAUGUCAGAAGUGUCUUGAAAAACUUGCACAGUAAAUUACAGAUCCACCCAGAAAUAGCAGCCUAUAAUGAUGACUGUGCAAUAUGUCGUGAAAAGAUGAAGACAGCCAAGAAGUUGGCUUGUGGCCAUCUAUUUCAUUUACACUGUCUACAUGCUUGGAUCCAACAUCAUGUAUCAAAACCUACAUGCCCUACUUGUCGAAGGCCUUUGUCCCCCUUGUCAAACGAACAGAGCUCAUUAGGAAGUUCACUACUGGCUCACCAAAUGACAAGUCCUGUCUAUUGA